AUGAAGGCCCUGAGUAGCACCACGUGCUUGCUAUCCAGCCACGUGCUCUUGGCAGUGCAGAUGCAAACCCGGGACCCGUUUGUGUUUGGCUCAGCAUUUGCCGUGGACAAGAUGCGUCCUGUGUCCUUCAGGAUAAAGUUAUCAUCAAAUGUCUCCCCCGGCGGAGAGGAGGCAGAGUUGGCUGAGACUACGACUGGAGGCAAAGCUGGGAAGGACAGUGGCAAAGCCAAAGCCAAGGCCGUGUCGCGCUCACAGAAAGCUGGGCUGCAGUUUCCUGGGGGCCGCAUCCACAGACAUCUGAAGACACGCACCACCAGCCACGGAGGGGCGGGUACCUCUGCCGCCGUCUACAGUGCUGCAAUCCUGGAGCACCUCACUGCCGAACUUACCAUCCUUGGAGAUGAAGAGGUGGAUUCUCUCAUCAAGGUGACUAUAGCUGGCGGUGGUGUGACUCCUCACAUCCACAAAUCUCUGAUUGGGAAGGAGGGACAGCAGAAAACCGCUUAG
Octodon degus (degu) is the source of this 507-nucleotide messenger RNA. Its product is annotated as histone H2A.V-like. NCBI's taxonomy places the organism in Eukaryota, Metazoa, Chordata, Mammalia, Rodentia, Octodontidae. The record is from RefSeq and is a predicted model, not a curated record. Gene Ontology annotation, molecular function: DNA binding; structural constituent of chromatin; protein heterodimerization activity. Gene Ontology annotation, cellular component: nucleosome. The coding region runs from base 1 to 507 and encodes 168 amino acids. The transcript is spliced from 4 exons.